AUGGGAACGAGUUUUCAUCGUUCGACAAUCAGAUCGACUAAUGAAUAUACAUUCGACGAUUGCUUACCGAAUGAUUUCGAAAGCGAAGCUAUUAAUCAAACACAAGCAGCUGAAGAAAAUUUGAGAACCUUGAUUGAUGACGACGUAUCAGGUAAUAACGGAGAAAUAAUGAACGCUGCUUCGACAAAUAAUACGCGAACAAAAACACAACUAUUCUUUACAACAGCAACAACAAAAAUAAUUGAUCAAAUAGAAAAUAGAAAUAUAGGUCACGAGUAA
This is a messenger RNA of Didymodactylos carnosus, 279 nucleotides long. The record is from the annotation of a GenBank genome assembly. Lineage: Eukaryota; Metazoa; Rotifera; Eurotatoria; Philodinida; Philodinidae.